CGCCAAUUCUGACCGAGGGGCGCGCGGCUGUGUGGAACCAGGCAGCGAGGAGAGGAGUGGAUAUGGGGGUAACUUUUUGAGGAUGCGGGAAGAUAGCGUUUUAUAUUGAAAAAGCAAAAAUAGUGAUGAAGCAUACACAGUUAUAUCGUUAACACAGAAGUGGUAUGCUAUUGUUAUUGAAGCAUCCUCCAAAAGUCAUUGUAAAGUUAGUCGUCGCAAUUGUUUUAUUUUCGGCUGAAGGAUAUCUGAAGUGAAGGGAGAUUCGCAUGGUGGUGGUGAUGCUAGCGGCGGAAGACCCAUCCUUGGACGGGCAUUUAGCCUCUACGCCACGAAGAAGAGCCAUGGCUAGCGGUGUAAAACCCAGUAAGACUAACAAGAAGCUUGUCCAGGCUCGACUUCCAUUCAAGCGUCUGAACCCGGAGCCCAAGGAGAGCAGUGAGCCCAAAAGAACCCGAGCCCCCCUCUGCCCAGACCCAGGGGCGUCCGACGGGGAGAACGAAUCGGACCGCCCCCAGCUUUCCGUGUGUCACGGACCCGCUCUGGUCAAUGGCCGCGGACCUCUGGACGGCUUCAUGAGCCGAGAGAACCGAGCGUCCCCGGCCAAGUGCUCGGUCGUGGACCUUACCGAGGACAGCUGCGAUUCCGGUCAUCCCCCCGAGCCGCUCCCCACCACUCCCGUCUCCCGCCCCCCCACCCAGGACCACCGACGUAGGAAAGACCCGAGCGUUGGAAAGGUCCCCAGCACACCCAAGACAGACCCCUUGAAGUGUGGGAUGUCGAAAAAGAAACAAGAGGAUGAGGUGGAAGAGGAAGUAAAGAUGGACACGGCAUCUGCCUCACAGCUCGACACCACACAGGGAUCUGACAGCGAGGAAGAGGAGGACGAGGAAGAGGAGGAGCCCGUGAAGGCUGAGAUGUCCAGCCACGGAAACGAGUCCAUGCUGUCCCCUUCCUCCACCAGCUCCAUGUCUGCCGUGGAGAGCUCCCCGGACCAGGCCAACACAGAGCCUGCUUCACCUGCCACAGAUCUAAACACCACUCCCAACACUGGGCAGAAAAGUGUCCGAAGACGCUCUCACAAGAGUUUGCAGGAGCAGGAGGAGAGGGUCCGCCAGCGCGAGCAGAGGGAGCGGGAGCGGGAGGAGGCCAAAGCUGCCAAAGAGAAGAAGAAGGAGGAGGCUCGCAAACAGAGGGAGGAGCGAGAGAAGGAGAAAAGGGAAAGGAAGGAGAAGGAGGAGCGGGAAAAACUUGAGAAAAAGGAGAAGGAGGAGAAGGAAAAAGCGGAGAAAUUAAAGGCUAAAGAAGAGCAACGUAGAUCAAAACAAGAGGCCAAACUUGAAGAAAAGCGUAAGAAGGAAGAAGAGAAGAGGGUGAAAGAGGAGGAGAAACGGUUGAAGGAAGAGAAAGAUCGGAUGAAAGCGGAGAAAGCAGAAAUCACUCGAUUUCUGCAGAAACCCAAGACCCAGCUGGCCCCUAAGACGCUGGCGUCCGCCUGUGGAAAGUUCGCCCCGUUUGAGAUCAAAGAGCACAUGUGCCUGGCUCCCCUGACCCGUGUUCAGGUGGACGAGUCUGUCCUGAAGGAGCUGGACCUGUGCUUGGAGAAGCCCCAUGGAAACUCCAACAAGCUGCUGAAGGCCUGGACCAGUAAAGAGCCUGGCAGGUCAGGUCCAACCAAGCCCAGACAAGCUGAUGCGAUGAGGGAGUGCACGGCUGAGAGCCCCCGACCAGACGGGGUCCCCGACCGCCAGCGCUACGGCCACAUGAAGCUGCUUCAGUUCCGGGAGAACCACCGUCCGGCCUACUGGGGCACCUGGAGCAGGAAGAGCUCUCACAUCACCCCACGAUGCCCCCUCAGACAAGACAAGGUGCUGCUGGACUACGAGGUGGACAGUGAUGACGAAUGGGAAGAGGAGGAGCCUGGAGAGUCGCUGUCGCACAGCGAGGGGGAUGACGACGAUGAAGGAGGGGAGAACGACGACGACGAUGACGACGGCUUCUUCGUUCCCCACGGUUACCUGUCGGACGGGGAGGGGGCGCUGGUGGAGGAAGAGGAGGGUGGAGGCGACCUGGAGAAGCAGAAGGUGCGGCAGAGGCUGAAGGCCCGCGAGUGGGACGAGCUGAUGGCUAAGAAGAGGGUGCGGGUGCUGGAGGCGGUGGUAAGGGGCUGCGUGUGGGAGGGGGACGGAGCCCCCCUGGAGCUCUUCCAGCCCUUAGCCGUGUGCCUGCUGGAGCCCCUGCCCCGGGCCGAGGCCAGCACCCCGGAGGACCCCGCCAGGAAGCACCAGCGCGACGAGCAGCUGCUGUCCCAGCUGCUGCCCCUGCUCCACGGCAACAUCAACAGCAGCAAGGUGAUCAUCACAGAGUUCCAGGAGUUGUGCCGCCAGCAGGCUCCCUCUCCCAUGCUGUCCAGCCCUCCCAGUGACGCCGACAUCCCCACCAGGAUCCGUCUGAAGCGUCUGAUCAAGGCCAACGCCGUGUACGAGAAGCGCUCCUCCUACAGGCCCUGCUGGUACGUCCACACCGACGUCCUGGCCCGCUUCCAGCAGGAGGCCCUGCCCGUGCCCUGCCAGUGGAGCUACCUGACCUGCGGAGCCCAGACGCCCAGGGAAGAGGCCUCGGGGGUGGCCACAGGCUCCCAGGGCAGCUCCCCUACCACCCCGCAGGCCUCCUCCACCACCACCACCCCCACCUCCUCCAACAAGAGGAAGAGCGCAGGAUGCGUGUCCAUCACCAAGUUCAUGAAGAAGUGUGGUGACCCUGAGCAGACUGAAGUGAUGGAGACAGACGGCUUUCAGGCGGACACAGAGGACGAUGACGAAGACCCAGACUGCGUCAUCGUCUCCGACAGGCAGAGCGGACCCUCCAGGGUGGACACAGCCGAGGGAGAAGACGUCCAGCGGAUGGAAGUGACCCCCUCUGACACAGCUGCUUCCGCCCUGCCCUGCCCUGCUCCCACCCCAGCCACAGCCUGAGGCCCGCCCCCACCCCGAGGCCUGGGUGUGGAGGGGGAGGGGGGGGUCACCAGACAAAGUCUUUAAUCACGAUAGCACACUCUGGUGGUGUUGGCUAUCAUGCCUCCCCCACUCAGUAUUACGUCCCCAGUUC
Messenger RNA from Hypomesus transpacificus, 3105 nucleotides. It is a transcript of the gene chaf1a, whose product is annotated as chromatin assembly factor 1, subunit A (p150). Bases 267 to 2972 code for a protein of 901 amino acids. The record is from RefSeq and is a predicted model, not a curated record. The transcript has 16 exons. Gene Ontology annotation, biological process: nucleosome assembly. Lineage: Eukaryota; Metazoa; Chordata; Actinopteri; Osmeriformes; Osmeridae. Gene Ontology annotation, cellular component: CAF-1 complex; nucleus.